This is a messenger RNA of Anisakis simplex (herring worm), 636 nucleotides long. NCBI's taxonomy places the organism in Eukaryota, Metazoa, Nematoda, Chromadorea, Rhabditida, Anisakidae. The record is from the annotation of a GenBank genome assembly.
AGGAUAUUUUUCUGCAUUUCGGUGACAAUAUUUACACUCUCAAUACCAACAUUUCUGGUGCACGAAAUCGUCCCAUUCGAACCGUAUAUCAACGAUACGGCGUUCACAGUCCUCGAUGUUAACGAUACUUAUUAUACGGUCGGUUUGAUACCGCAAGCCACGCAGCACUCGUGUCGACUCUUCAAAGCUAAUCUUUGGGUAACGGGAAUUGUUUUUAAGGUGAUCCCAUGCCUUUUACUGUUUUGGUUUACGGUGGCUUUGAUGCAUAAACUGAGUGAAACGAAUCGAAAACGAAUAUAUUUAUUAGGCGAAAAGAAGAAGAAAAUGGCGAUAGAUAAAACGACGCUAAUGUUGAUCAUUAUGCUGUUCGUGUUUCUGUGCACCGAGCUGCCUCAAGGUGCUCUAGCGAUUCUGAACGCGAUCUACACGUCCGACGUGCACACCUAUAUCUAUAUGAAUGUUGGUGAACUGUUGGAUUUAUUGUCAUUAAUCAAUUGUAAUAUUGGCUUCGUGCUCUAUUGUUGUAUGUCGUCUCGAUAUCGUGUCACAUUCAGACGUACUUUUUGGCUGCCGGUCUCUACGGCUGCCUCAGCACUAUCUGUUAACUUCAGAAAACUGUCUAUCUCAGUACCAUAG